AUGCCCACUCACUCUGAUCCAAGAAGCCAGCAGUUGCUCACUCACAUAAACUGGAAGCAGAGAAAAAACAAAAAAGCACGUGAAGGUGAAAACAAAAUAAAAAUAAGAAUGAGGAGUAAUGAAGAAGAGGAAGCAAAGAAUCCUUGUGAGAGAGAAAAGCAGAAGAAGAUGGAAUCAAAGAGAAAAAGGGCAUGUUUUGCAUACGUACUUCCCAUACACGGCAAUGCACUCAGUCAAUUCAUUCACAUUGCGGUGAUCAGUGAUCUAACGAAUACGUUCGGGAAUGCUGAUUUAUUGAAGAACAAACCUGAGUGA
Sphenostylis stenocarpa is the source of this 315-nucleotide messenger RNA. The record is from the annotation of a GenBank genome assembly. NCBI's taxonomy places the organism in Eukaryota, Viridiplantae, Streptophyta, Magnoliopsida, Fabales, Fabaceae.